Molecule: messenger RNA, 1233 nt
Organism: Arabidopsis thaliana (thale cress)
Lineage: Eukaryota; Viridiplantae; Streptophyta; Magnoliopsida; Brassicales; Brassicaceae
Product: Alcohol dehydrogenase transcription factor Myb/SANT-like family protein
Exons: 1
Coding region: 1-1119 (372 amino acids)
Source: RefSeq, marked reviewed
AUGUCCGAUCCGGAUUCUCCGAUGAACCACGAUCCAAUUCCGGAUCCAUCACCUUUAGCUCCCCUCCCGCCACCAUUAUCUUCCUCCGCUCAUGACGAUGCGUCAACCGAACCAGCUUCCAACACAGAUCUGAAGAGCGCCUCCAUCCCCACCGCGUCCAAGAACUCUAGGCGGUUACCUCCGCCGUGCUGGUCUCUGGAAGAGACGAUCGCGCUAAUUGACGCGUACAGAGACAAAUGGUACGCUCUUAACCGUGGAAAUCUAAAGGCGAAUCACUGGGAAGAAGUUGCAGAAGCGGUUGGUGCUAACUGCCCCGACGUGAUUCUUAAGAAAACCGCGGUUCAGUGCCGUCACAAGAUGGAGAAGCUCCGGAAAAGGUACCGGACCGAGAUACAGAGAGCUAGAUCUGUGCCGGUGGCGAGGUUUAUAUCGUCUUGGGUUCAUUUUAAGCGAAUGGAAGCUAUGGAGAAUAGACCAGAGAUUAAACAAGGUAACGAAAGUGGAGAUGAUGAUGAUCACGAUGAUGGUAAUUACACAGCUAGGUAUCAAUUCAGCGGCGGAGGAGGAGGAGCGAGGACGACGCCGAGGUUCUUUAACAGGAAUGGUACAGCUGGAUCUGGUGGUGGUGGAGGGAGUAGUAGUAGCGGCGGGAUUCGAAUUCGGAUACCGACUGGAGUGAGUAUAGCACAGCCUGGACCGAGGUUUCCCGGUAAGAUUGAUCAGAAAUACACGGCGAGUCCAAGUGCUGGUGUGAGUUCAAAUCCGAGAGCUGGUCGUGGUAUCGGAGCAGGAGGAUCUAGUUACGGUGCUAGAGUUGUGAGAAUUCCUGAAGGAGGAGGGAAACGAGGGAGAGAGAUGAUGAUGAAGACGGAGGAGGAUGAUAAUGAUCCAAUGGUGGAGAUAGCUAGUGCGAUAAAGCUGCUUGGAGAUACGUUGGUGAGAACAGAGCAGACGAGAAUGGAGAUGACGAGAGAGAUAGAAGCGAUGAGGAUGGAUACAGAGAUGAAGAGGACAAAGAUGAUUUUGGAAUCUCAACAACGAAUUGUGGAAGCGUUUGCUAAAAGCUUAUCAGAUUAUACUACUACGGAGGAGCAAGACAAGAAGAAGAAAGCUAGAUAGAAGAAUGUCGUCGUCUUUAGCUGACUCCUGAUCAAAAGGCGCCAUAAAUUAAAUUAAUGUGUGAUUUUCAAAUUUUCUAGAUUGUAGAAAUCGAAAGAGCUUUUAUUAGCUUAU